GCAACCGUGCCUCGGCAACAGAGCCACGACAACGGAGUGCUGUGUCUCCCCUUAUGGAGCUUCCAUUGGGUGGGCCGGCGCUGAGGCACUACACCCGCAGCAGACCUAGACCACACCGACAAAACCAACACCUCCGCCCCAGCAGACCACAGGAAUCGGUGGUUGACAAUGAAAAUGGAGUCCCUAAUCACAUGGGGCGAGUUGAUGAGGGAGUUGAAGAGUUCUUUACUAAGAGAGUCCUUCCUGUCGACACCAUGAAAACACAGAAUGAGUCUGAGGAACCUCCCAUUACUGAACAGGAAGUGGAAGUAGCGCCUGCUAGCGCCGCCCCUUGCCCCGCCCCUUCCAGAACCCUACGGAGGAAGCUGGGCGAGUUCUUCACCCUUAAAAAGCGGAGGGCUGUGAAGUCAGAGGGAAGCCAAGAGGGGAAGGCCAAGAAGACCUCCAUCGCCGACCUAAUUCGGCCUCUUAGGGAGGCCACCAGAGCUGAAAAAGAUCAAGUGAAGGAGAAUGAAAAAGUGAAAGAGAAGGAGAGUGUGGAUGACAGCUUUGUGACAGGAGAUCCAGUGGAAGCAGAAACCCCUCCUGAUGGUCCCACUCCACUGAGGGGUGAGGCUCUACCCCGUCGUGCGCUAAGAGAGGGGAAGUCACAGUCUCUCAUUCUGCUCUCUGGAUCCGCAGCCAACGCUGGGAACACCAAGAACACUGCACAAGGGAAGAUACAGAAACACUCGUCUGACAGCCAUCAUGGCUUUGAGCAGCGCCUCCAGCUCAUGCUACAACGUAUUGGUGUGUCCAAAGCUCAGCCAGGAGAGACACAGAGUCAGGAGGGAGAGAUGAAAAAAGCUGAAUCAGAGGGCACUAUCAUCGAUAAUAAACCUGAGCCCCCACCCACAUUUAUGAAGCCCCGGACCAUGUCCACCUCAUCAGAUACGAGACGAGCGGUCCGACAGAGUGUGUCCGCACAUGAGUCAGCUGGGAAACCUGCUCUGCCUCCUAAGCCAAUAAUUAAGCGAGGCCCAACCCCACCUCCCACUAUCUCCGGUCAUCUCACCCCUGAGAAUGACCUAUCCCAAAUACAGGAAGGAGAAGCAUGUUCCCCCACAGUCCCCACCCCUAGUAUCACUGAUACCCCUACCAGUUCCAAACCUAUCCCCACUGACACCACUAUUCCCAUCACUGUCCCAGAUCCCACUAACUCUUCUAUUCCCACUGACACCAUCAUUCCCUCCCCUGUCCCAGAUCCCACAAACUCUUAUAUUCUCACUGACACCAUCAUUCCCUCCCCUGUCCCAGAUCCCACUAACUCUUCUAUUCCCACUGACACCAUCAUUCCCUCCCCUGUCCCAGAUCCCACAAACUCUUAUAUUCUCACUGACACCAUCAUUCCCUCCCCUGUCCCAGAUCCCACUAACUCUUCCAUCCCCGUUUCUACUACUGCUACUUCCUCUAAUUCAACCCCCAAUGACAUCAUCCCCUCUACAAUGUCUGCACCUACCCCUAUCAAUACUACAGCGCCCACCCCCAACACCACCACCUUCAUCUCCAGUACUAACCCUGCCACUACCAAUACCUCCAUCACAACUACAUCUGGCCCUAUGAAUAUUACAACUUCCACCCCCCCUACUGACAUGAACUUUGACUCUAUCCUCACUAUUACCCCCACCCCAACUCCCCCUGCCUCCACUGACUCCACCACCCCAACCACCUCUGCGUCGUCCAUCUCUAAUCUAGUCACGAUCACCAUUACAAGCAUUACUGCCCCAACACCUGUUAACACUAAUACUGAUACCCAUACAUCAACAACCCCCAUCACUAAUGCUUCUACCCCUACCCUUACUGAUACUACUGCCUCAACUUCUACUGACUCGACAACUCCAACACUAAAUACUCCCAUCUCCAUAAUUGCUUCUGCUGGCAACAACACUUCUACCCCCACCCCCACUACCUCUCUGUGUCCCACCCCCACUAACUCUCUGUGUCCCACCCCCACUACCCUAAUUACUAAUUCAGUUACCCCACCUCCAUCUCCUGCUGCUACUAUAACAACCUCAACCCUUAAUUCUAUGAAUGGUGCUUCCACUCCUACCCAUAUCUCCAUAAACUCCACGGACUCCAAAGCUACCCAAACCGGAACUCACAAUACCAGCGCAACUAACUCUGUCAACUUCACUUCUACCUCAAGCCCCACUAACUCUACUAGUCCUAUCCCUACUUGCUCUACCAGCUCAACUUCCACUAACUGUGCUGCUUACACUGCUACUAUCCCUAGCAGUCCGAUUCCCAUUCUCUCUACUAAUCACUCCCCCACUGUCACUUCUAUCCCCACUGGCACUCACUCAACUAACUCCACCAAUAUUUCCUCCCCCAUAUUCUCUUCUACUCACACCACUACUAACACUACUAGUCCCAUCCCAACUAACUCUACUAGCCUCACCACUACCCCCACCCCCAUUAACUCUAGCCCCGUCACCACUAUCUCUACAGGCUGUUCUAAUAUCACCAUUGCCACUAACUCUUCUGUCCUCAUCAGUAGCCCCAACCCCACUAACUCUACUACCAACACCCCCACUAACCCUUCAAAUCCCACCAACACCACUAAACCUACUAACUCUACUACACACACCACUAUCUCAAUCCCCACUAAUUAUGUUACUCAUAGUCCCACUAACUCUUCUACUCAUAGCCCCACUAACUCUUCCAGUCCAACACCCACUAACUCUGCUAGCCCUACACCAACUAAUACUAUUCAACCAUUACCCGAGGAGAGAAUUAGCCUUAAUCCUGCAAUGGGACUGCUGUCCAUGACUAAGGAUUCAAAUGACCUGAAUGCUGAGAGGGUAGAGAGGAACAAGGAGACAGAAGAGAAACGUAGCAAGGAAGAAGAUGUCAGGAGGGCCACAGAGAAAGAAAAAUAACAAAUCAUUGGCGCACAACAUAUGCAAAACCAUAAAAGAGGAGGAGGGUCUGCAGAAGGUAGAUGAGAUAAUGAGGCAGGGAGUAGAAGGGAAAAAAUCUAAUGAAGAAAGAGAGUUGUGUAAAAAGGAUGGGGAUAAAAAGAGGGAAGGAGGGAGCAAUGUGUCAGAUGAAAAAGAGGUGGUAGAGAGCAAGUCAAACAAGGGACCAACUACUGUGAUAGAGGCAGGGGAGACCACAGUAAAAUAAAUGGGGGGACAGUCCAUGGAACUGAGUACAGGGACCACAUCACAGCAGAAAACCGCAGAGGGUGGAACAUCGGACCAAAGAACUGAGACCCCCUCUGUGUGACACAAAUGGACUGACCCAGCAAUGUGUCCUUUUUUUUCUCAACCAUGUUUACAUUUGCAUUGCACGUAUUGUAUGAUUAUGUAAUACAUCAACUGUGGUGAAAUAUGUUUACAAUAGAUGGAUAUGAGACACAGUACUUAUGAUAAUUAAAAGGAAUAUUCAUAAUGUCA
Oncorhynchus kisutch (coho salmon) is the source of this 3437-nucleotide messenger RNA. RefSeq names its product mucin-2. The coding region runs from base 54 to 2918 and encodes 954 amino acids. NCBI's taxonomy places the organism in Eukaryota, Metazoa, Chordata, Actinopteri, Salmoniformes, Salmonidae. The record is from RefSeq and is a predicted model, not a curated record. The transcript has 8 exons.